Pyricularia grisea is the source of this 1680-nucleotide messenger RNA. RefSeq lists its product as uncharacterized. Gene Ontology annotation, biological process: positive regulation of transcription by RNA polymerase II. The transcript has 4 exons. NCBI's taxonomy places the organism in Eukaryota, Fungi, Ascomycota, Sordariomycetes, Magnaporthales, Pyriculariaceae. Gene Ontology annotation, cellular component: nucleus. The record is from RefSeq and is a predicted model, not a curated record. The coding region runs from base 1 to 1680 and encodes 559 amino acids.
AUGUCGGCACAACCAUCGGCUCAGCCUGCCCAACAGGCGCCGGCGACAAGUCAAGCACCCACAACCGAGUCCUCCAGCUCAAACUCCAACGGCAACACACCCGCACCCUCCACAUCGACGACAGCGACAUCGCAGUCCAGCGAUGAUUCGUUGAUCUGCCGUUGGAACCAGUGCAGCGAGCGUUUCCCUUCGGCUGAGGCCCUCUAUGAUCACAUCUGCGAGCGUCACGUGGGUCGCAAGAGCACCAACAACCUCAACCUCACGUGCCACUGGAACUCUUGCAGAACCACGACUGUCAAGAGGGACCACAUCACCUCUCACAUCAGAGUCCAUGUACCAUUGAAGCCGCACAAAUGUGACUUCUGUGGCAAGUCGUUCAAGAGGCCUCAGGAUCUGAAGAAGCACGUUAAGACACACGCCGACGACUCGGUUCUUGCCCGAUCACCCCAGGAUCCCAACGCAAACUUGGGUCCCGGUGCUUAUCGCGGUCACACCAGCAAAGCUCCUUCUAGCUACUAUGAUCACAAUGGCCAUGUGCGUACUAACUCGGCAUUUGGUCAGCCGCACCAUCACCAGAAUGGACACGCUAGCUAUUAUUCCCACCCUCCAGCCCCUUACGGCGGUGGUAUGUACUACCAGCCGCCUCAUAUGGGACCUCGUGGUGAUAUCUUUGGGCAUCCAGGCGCAGGGGCUUACGAUUCGCGCAAGCGUGGUUACGAUGACCUGAACGAUUUCUUUGGAAAUCUGAAGCGUCGUCAGUUCGACGCUUCGUCGUACGCCCACGUCGGCCGUUCCCUGGUCCCUCUGCAUGGUGCCCUAUCUGUCCAUACCGGUGGUGUUGGUGGCAUGGCCACCGAGUACAUGGCUGCUGCUCCGCCGCCUUCCAGCGCUGUCUCCAUGGGAGGCGCCGGACCCUUGGCCCAGCACUACUACCUUCCCCCCAUGCCCAGCUUGAGGACCAAGAACGACUUGGAGCAGAUCGACCAGAUUCUGGAGCACAUGCAGUCCACCGUUUACGAGAACUCAGGAUCGUCUCCUGGUGCUCACUACGGUUCGGCCUCGGGCUACGACAUGCGUCACCAGUCUCCGGUCGGCAUUCGCCCACCCAUGAGCGAUCACUACGGCCAACAGCAACACUCGCCCAUGACGGCGGUUUCUUCUUCGCACGGCGGCUCCCCGGCUGUCACUCCUCCGUCCAGCAACCUUUCAUACACCUCGGGUCAUUCCCCUGGUGCUUCUUCGGCUGCCCUGUCCCCGAGCUCCCGCCAAGGAUCCUCAAUCAGCUAUCCUACACUCCCUGCGGCCGCAGGGUCUUCAGCCACCGCUCAACUCGGCUCAAACUUCAGCUCCGUCGAGAGGCGCCUAUCUGGAGGCAUCCUGCAGAGCGCCAGCCGGGACCGGGAACGCGAAUCAAGCUACGAUGGUGCAUCCACGCCCCGUGGCCCAGAAUCCAUCGGAUCGCCUUCCGCAUCCUCAGAUGCCUCGGGCUCCGAGCCAGAGUCGUACGACUCAUGGGUUCAGAACAUGCGUACCAUCGAGGCCCUCCGGGAACUCGUACGGGAGCGCCUCAGACGCGGACAGUACGACGACGUCGAAGAAUCGGUUGACCUGCCACCGAUCAAGACAGAGAGGCCUGAGGAGGAGCAAAAGCCUCUUUACCCUUCUCUCCGCAUGUCAUAG